UCUUCAGAGUGCAUGACAGCAAAAACGGAGUUGCCAAAGAUUAAUAUUAAAAAGAGAGUGUCUUCCACAACAUGCAUUAGUGUUUUCACAACCAGGAACAGAUCAGCUUUACUCGAAGGGAAGCACAUCUGAUUCAGUUGCUUCAUUUAAAAAAAGAACCUGCUGUUGUGGACUGAUUAAAGUGCACGGAAACAAAUCAAAAGUCAAAAGACGCCUGAGGACGACACUAAAAAGGCAGCUGCUGCCAGAAAGGGGGUCUCUUAAGAAAAAAACAUACUCUAUUAACUGCACUGCUGCACUCAGAACACAGCAACUAUUAGUUAUUAAAGAAGGGGCAAAUCUCAUAUCCAGUUAAAUGGCAAAGAGAAUGUCUCACAAAGACAGUGGACAAGAAGGCCGAUCAGUCCUUGGGAUGUUAGCUGUACAGGUGGAGAGAGACCCCAAGACUGGUGCCACCGUUGUCAAAUCAGUGGCCCCCAUCUCCUCACCUACUGGUACUCAAACAUCCACGACCAUCUUUGAUGAUGGAAGAAAGAGCAUCCACACUGUUGGCAGUUCUGUAGGUGAACCUUCGAAUGAAGAGAUUGGUGAGAUAUUGAGUGCUAUUAAUAAUGUUGGGAUGACAGUGGUGCUGGAUGAAGUGGUAGUAACACCAAACAAGACAGAGAUGACCACUGGGAAUGGAGAAAGCAACAAAAAUCAAGGUGAUGAAGUCCUGAAUUUUAUCACCCGUAAUGGAACAUCAAAGGAGGACAAUACACAGGUAGACAGCUCUAUAAACAAACUGGAUGUUGAGAAGAUAAAGCAGUGUAUAAGUGUUAAAAUCCCAGAUCACGAAACCAAGAUGGUCACGAAAGAAACUUCAGAAAUACUGGAUAAAAUGGACAGUCAAAGUUUGGAGAAAGCUCCAGUCACACUUCUAUUCCUGGGAUACACUGAUGCAACACCUGAAGAUGUUCACAAUCAAGAGGAUUAUGAAGGCAUGCUCACUGCUGAGCGGGUCAUUAUUACUGAGGAUGGAGAAGAACAUGUAAUAGAGCCAGGAACUUCUGCUUCGCUUCAAUUGCCCUCAGCAAAGGAAAGCAAGCAAGAGGCCAAGAAAACAUCUCAAGACACAACCCUUCAAGAUGUUCCACUGGAUGAUAAUGAAGCAGAACCUGAAACCCAGAGAGAAGACAGUGUUGGGAAUGAGGGCAAGCCAAAGAAAUGUCAGUGUUGCUCUGUCAUGUAAAAUAUAACUAAUAAAAGAUACUAUCUCACAGUUUUCAAUAUUUAAGUUCAAAUGUCGCUGUAUUUAUAUACAAUAAUGUAUUUUUAGACACUGCUCUAUAUUUGCCUUAACCUCACUAUUUACCAACGUGAGAUGUAUCUCUGCUUCCCCCUCCUGGUGGACAAAGCAGAUGAUUCAUUCAUGCCUUAUAGCAGGCAUGAAUCAAGCAAAGAAUUUGUUUUUGUAUCAGUUAAAAUAAUGCAAUACCGUAUGAUUGGGUGUUGCUUUCUCUAUCAUAUUUAAUGUUUUUGCAUCAUUGUGUAAUCUGAUUUGUCAAGUUUGUUGUUCUAGUUGGGUACAAAAACUGUGACAUUUCUAGCAUCAUACAUACUACAGGGCAGCAGUUACCACCGAGAAUGUAGUGUUAUGUAUUUAUGGUACUUUAGUGUAACAAAAAGAAGCCAAAAACAAUGUACAUUUUUCAUGCUUGUCUAGACAGAGUGAUGGCUGCAAAGUCAGGGAUGAGAAGGAAGUUGGAAUGUAUGAAAUUGACUUUAUUGAAUCUGUCUGCAUGAUUGGAUUGUAAUGACUUUUAUGAAUUGAAACUUUUUAACAGUUUUAUUUGCUAUGUGUCCUAAAUUUGUUGUGUAACAAGAACACCUUGUACCAAACUCUGUCUACGCAGAUUACAUAAUCAUGGUGUAAAGUUGCAUUUUUAUUAGGCCUUAGUGCUGGUAUCAAGGAGUUUUAAGGCCUUUUAAACCUACCCAUACAGUGACAAGCUUGUUUAGGCUCAUGCUAAUCUUUUGUUUGAUAAACACAACGAACCAUCUGCUGAUGUGAGCUUAAUUUUACAAAUAAAGACAAAAAUUAUGAAUUAUUAGAGAUCAUGAAAUAUAAUUCACAAUACUCGUUAUUUCUUACACCUGUAAACUAUUUUUAGUAAUAUAUUGUUAUGGUGGAAUACUCAUGCCCCAUGAGAUGUUUGAAGCUUGGGAUAUUGUUUCAUAAGCUAACCUUGCUUUAAUCAACAGCUUUAUCACUGACCUGUCGGCUGUGCUCCUUGAUCUUCAUGAGGCUGUUUGUAAUGUAAUGUUCUGUAACAAGCCUCUGAUGCUUUCACAGAACAGAUGGAAUACUGCGGAAAUGAAAAUAAACGCAGGCAGUAUUUACUUACUAGGAUGCUUGGGAAUGGUCUUAAAUAACUCUGCAGCAGCUCCUUAAUUUUAUUGUACAUGCUCCUUUUUUAAAGCUAUUUCUUUUAUUGUAAAUGUGUGUUUUGUAGGCUACAGUGCGGCAGGCUUGGUUUUAAUUGUUGUUGGCACUUUAUGCUUAUAUUCAUAAUGACUGUAUGUAAACGAAUUGCUCUUUAAGGAAUUAAUAAAGUUGUUCUGAUCUGA
This is a messenger RNA of Girardinichthys multiradiatus, 2610 nucleotides long. Its product is annotated as paralemmin-2-like. Gene Ontology annotation, biological process: regulation of cell shape. Bases 356 to 1231 code for a protein of 291 amino acids. The transcript is spliced from 4 exons. Gene Ontology annotation, cellular component: membrane. NCBI's taxonomy places the organism in Eukaryota, Metazoa, Chordata, Actinopteri, Cyprinodontiformes, Goodeidae. The record is from RefSeq and is a predicted model, not a curated record.